AUGGCAGGUAUCAAAAAGAAAAGUUCAUUAAGAGAUAAAUCUUCUAAAAGAUCACAAUCAGAUAGAGUAUCUCAAUUCAAACAAGAAUUAGCCAAUGACAAUAAUAAAAAUGUUACCCCUAAUUCAGAAAUAACUUUCUCCUCCUCCUCCUCAUCAUCAUCAUAUCAUGAAAAUCCGUUUUUAAGAUUAGCUAAAAGUACUAAAAAAGAAAAACAACAAGUGAAAUCUGAUAAAUUUGUUAAUAGAUUAAUUGGCGAUUCCACCAAAAUAAGUAAAUCAUCAUUAAGAAGAAGGAAAAGAAAAGCUAGAGAACAAUUAAAACCAAAAUUAGAUGAUUUAUUAUCAAAUCUACCCCUGACAAAUAAUGAAAAGGAGGAAGAAUCCAACAACAAUCAAGUAAAAGAAGAAGGAGAAAAAGAAGAUAAAAAUACCCAUACCAAAUUUAUUACUAAGAUUAGUCAAAAUCAUAUUCCUAAUCCUACUAAAGCUAGUGGGAUUAAACAAAUUAUGAAACAAGAAAGUAUAACUUUUACAAAUGCUUUGAAAACUAGAGAUUCUAAUUUUUCAUCUUUAAAAAGUAUGAUUCAACAAAAUUUACAAAAAUAA
This is a messenger RNA of Candida albicans SC5314, 606 nucleotides long. RefSeq lists its product as uncharacterized. The coding region runs from base 1 to 606 and encodes 201 amino acids. Gene Ontology annotation, cellular component: 90S preribosome; preribosome, small subunit precursor; nucleolus. Gene Ontology annotation, biological process: maturation of SSU-rRNA from tricistronic rRNA transcript (SSU-rRNA, 5.8S rRNA, LSU-rRNA). NCBI's taxonomy places the organism in Eukaryota, Fungi, Ascomycota, Pichiomycetes, Serinales, Debaryomycetaceae. The transcript is spliced from 2 exons. The record is from RefSeq and is a predicted model, not a curated record.